CGGUCUUUGCUGUUGUCGUUUAGGCUCGAAUUCUACAUUCCCUCGGGGACCUAAUUACUUGAACUUUUGGAUCACCAUUCGGUCGUAGCCCUCCCGUCUGCGUCCUGCCUUGUCUACGAGAUGGGAAAUGUGCCACUAGAUCAAGUCGGGCUUGUUUCCAUCAUCAUAGAGUCUCUGAUAUUCGGGAUCUCGACGGCCAUGUUCGCAGCGGUGCUCCGGAUCGUGCUCUUCCAAGCUUCCUUCCGAUGGAACUCCUUUGGCCUGGCGCUGCCGGUGAUGUCGCUAAUAUGGAUCCUCUCCGCCGGCCAUUGGGUAGUCGACAUCGUCCGCAUAGAGCAGGCAUUCCUUCACGAGCCAGACCGAAUAGCGUACCUUGCAGACAUCUCGGACUCUCUGGAGGCGGCCAAGAUAGGCAUCUAUGUCACGGUUACGUUGAUUGGGGAUUGCUUCAUGAUAUAUCGAUGCUGGGUCGUCUGGCGAAAAGCGUACCUCGUUGUCAUUUUCCCCGUCCUCCUUUGGCUGUGUUCGGGCAUCUCGGGGUACGGCGGAACGCACGCGCUCUCCCUUACGAAGCAGGGCGGUAUCUUCCUGGCAGAGCUCGUACCCUGGAUCACCACCUUCUUCUCCACGUCGCUGGCUACGAACGUCAUCUGCACACUGCUGAUUGCCUAUCGGAUUCUGCAGUCUCAGAUGGCUGUGCGGAAUACUCGGGUAGCGCAGAGCCGAGUUAUGUCAGCGAUGAUUAUCUUCCUUGAAUCUGCCGCUCUCUACUCCUCGACGUUGAUAGCGCUUUUGAUCACCUACCAACUCGGGUCAAAUGUGCAAUUUAUCAUCGUAGAUCUGACGUCUCCCCUCAUCGGAAUCACGUUCAACAUGAUCCUCCUCCGACUCGUCGGCGAACGCGCCUCGUCAGCAGAAAUCAGCACGGGCCCGGCGCAUGCCUCAGCUCGAGGAGAGGGCGUCAACGUCUCGCGCUUGGUGGAGGUGGUGAGGGACAACGGGUACGAGAUGGAGUCAUUCAGGGAUAGGGUCAAGAUGGGAGAUGUUUAAAAUUUUUACUGCAAGAAGGUUGUAAUCGUCGCGUAAUGCAAACAGGGACUUUGAGUUGUCAAACGUUGCGAGUCGGCGAACAUUCCGGGUCUCCGAUCGAGGGAUUUCUGACCAGUGCUGCGGAAGUGCUGCUAGAUCGAAAAUGAAUCAGAUCAGACGGCGGAAGAUGGCCCAAAGUGCUCCACAAAAUGUGCGAGAGAGUCAUGGUUUGCAUGUUGCCCCCUACCCUGUUUGCUUCAAAAACAGAUCCACUCCCG
Messenger RNA from Mycena citricolor, 1307 nucleotides. The record is from the annotation of a GenBank genome assembly. Lineage: Eukaryota; Fungi; Basidiomycota; Agaricomycetes; Agaricales; Mycenaceae.